Messenger RNA from Charadrius vociferus (killdeer), 1107 nucleotides. It is a transcript of the gene BYSL, whose product is annotated as bystin-like. The transcript has 7 exons. Bases 1 to 1107 code for a protein of 368 amino acids. NCBI's taxonomy places the organism in Eukaryota, Metazoa, Chordata, Aves, Charadriiformes, Charadriidae. Gene Ontology annotation, molecular function: snoRNA binding. The record is from RefSeq and is a predicted model, not a curated record. Gene Ontology annotation, cellular component: cytoplasm; preribosome, small subunit precursor; nucleolus. Gene Ontology annotation, biological process: rRNA processing.
AUGUUAUCCAGCCAGUUAUGGCCCGCGUUGGAGAAGGCGGCGGCGGUGGCAAGUCGGAGAGGGGAGUAUUGCGGGGAAGUGGUGGUGGACCCCGAGGACGAGAAGGCCAUUGAGAUGUUCAUGAACAAGAACCCGCCGCUGAGGCGCACGCUGGCCGACAUCAUCAUGGAAAAGAUCACGGAGAAGCAGACGGAGGUGGAGACGGCGCUGUCAGAGAUAUCGGGCUGCCCCAUGUCCCAGCUCGAUCCCCGCGUCCUGGAAGUCUAUAGGGGCGUCAAAGAGGUGCUCUCUAAAUACAGGAGUGGGAAACUCCCCAAGGCAUUUAAAAUCAUUCCUGCCUUGUCCAACUGGGAGCAGAUCCUCUACAUCACAGAGCCGGAGACGUGGACAGCAGCUGCUAUGUACCAAGCCACUAGGAUAUUUUCAUCCAAUCUGAAAGAGAGGAUGGCCCAGCGGUUCUACAACCUGGUGCUGCUGCCACGGAUCAGGGAUGACAUUGCUGAGUAUAAGCGCCUCAAUUUUCACCUCUACAUGGCUUUGAAGAAGGCUCUGUUCAAGCCAGCAGCAUGGUUUAAAGGGAUCCUCAUCCCCCUGUGCGAGUCAGGGACCUGCACGCUGCGGGAGGCCAUCAUCAUCGGAAGCAUCCUCACCAAGUGCUCCAUCCCUGUCCUCCACUCCAGCGCGGCCAUGCUGAAGAUUGCUGAGAUGCAGUACAGUGGCGCCAACAGCAUCUUCCUCCGGCUGCUCAUCGACAAGAAGUACGCCCUGCCUUUCCGCGUGGUGGAUGCCCUCGUCUUCCACUUCCUGGCCUUCCGCACGGACCAGCGGGUCCUGCCCGUGCUGUGGCACCAGAGCUUCCUGGCCUUUGCCCAGCGCUACAAGGAGGACCUCUCCUCAGAGCAGAAGGAGGCUUUGCUCGAGCUGCUCAAGUUUCACAGCCAUCCGCAGAUCUCACCGGAGAUCCGGAGGGAGCUGGUGAACUCCAAGACGCGGGAUGUGGAGGGGCAGCGGCCCGUGGCCAUGGAGUGUCAGGGAGAGGCAGGGAAAACCUGCAGCCUGACCUGCUCCCAGGACACUGCUGAGCACAUCUGGGAGCCGGGUGCGUGA